AUUCUGUUAAGAGGCCACCUCAGCUGCCAGCCUCGUCAUACAACACGAUCGCUGUCUACUUUUGCGAAACGACAAACGACGCGUUUCAAUUGAUGAUGGCGCCUCCACUACCCGCUCUGUUACUAGCAUUCUCAUUGCUUUCGAUCCCCUCCCAGGCGAGAAUAUUGUUUCCAUUCGAGCAACGCCAAUUGACCAAGGAAUACGUCGCAUCGCUUUCAGAAGCAGAUCAGGCACUUUUUGGGUUCGACGACGAUCUCAGUACUCUUGCAGUGAACACGACAGACAAGAGAUGUCGCUACGGCCCAGCCGACGGCAAAUGGCCCGCAGAAAAAGCAUGGACACGGUUAUCCAAGCAGCUGAGCACAGCCGAUGCUCUCAUCAAGACAACACCCCAAGCAUCCGUAUGCUAUGGGACUGCGAAAGAUGACGCGAAGUGCCAAACUUUGACUGCAAGCUGGGCAAACUCGUACACGCACAUUGACGAUCCAACCGAGGUGCUGUCGCCUAUAUAUCAAGGUCUCACUUGCCAGCCGCCUACGAUCUACAAUAGCGGCAGUUGUUCGUUGGGAGGGUACCCUUCAUAUGUUAUCAAGGCAGCGGACGUGCUAGACAUCCAGUUAGGUAUCAACUUCGCGCGCAAUGACUAUCUACGUCUCGUCAUCAAGAACACUGGGCAUGAUUUUGGAGGAAAGUCGGUCGGUGCUGGUUCGUUGAGCAUAUGGACACAUGGUCUAAAGGACAUUCAAUUUUUCGACAGCUAUACGGACGGAAGCUACAAGGGCCCUGCUGUAAAGGCUGGCGCUGGCGUGCAGGCGUUCGAUUUGUACAAAGCCGCCAACGAGAAAGGCUUGGUAGUAGUCGGUGGUGAGGGACAGACUGUGGGCAUCAUGGGAGGGUACAUCCAAGGCGGCGGUCAUUCCCCGCUCAGCUCAAUGUACGGUAUGGCAGCGGACAACGUCCUAGGCUUCGAGAUCGUGACAGCCACGGGCGAGUUCCUGACCGCAAAUUCAACGAGCAACCCCGAUCUUUUCUGGGCCUUGCGAGGAGGCGGGGGCGGCACGUUUGGAGUCGUCACAUCUGUGACCGUGAAAGCCUUCAAAGACCUCCCCGUCACCGCCGCCUCCUGGACCUUCGACAGCGCGAAACUUGGCAAAGACAAAUUCUGGACCGCCGCGAAAGCCAUCUUCGACCGCUCAACCGACUACGUCGAUAACGGCAUUUACACCUACUUCAUCCUCUCCCCCUCCACAAAUGGCAAAGACUUCACCUUCACAAUGCAGCCCUUCUUCGCCCCCAAUAGAACCACCCAAGGCCUCAACGUCAUCCUCGCACCACUCCAAUCCCAGCUCACCGCCCUCAAUAUCCCCUUCUCACCAAAGAUCACGGAGUACAAAGGCUUCUACCCAGCAUGGCAGGCCGAGUUCUCCCUCGAGACCCAGUCCGAUGUGCAAACCGCCUUUGGCUCCCGACUUUUCCCCCGCUCAAACUUCGCCUCCGAAACAGGCCGCAACGUGACAUUCACCGCACUCCGCCAGACCGCCGAGGCAGGGCAGAUGAUCAUAGGAUUUAACCUCGCGCCGACGCUCGCACGGGGCGGAAACCCGGACAAUGCGGUGAAUCCUGCGUGGCGCAGUGCUGUUUUGCACGCCAUCACUGGCCUGCGGUGGGACGUCAAGGCUUCUGCUUCCGAUAUCCGCGCUGCACGUACGUCCUUCACGAAUGGGACGAUGAAGCGGUGGCGCGAUGUUACGCCGAGCAGUGGGAGUUACCUUAACGAAGCAGAUCGGCUGGAACCGAAUUGGCAGCAGAGCUUCUGGGGGAACAACUACGCAAAGCUCCUGCAGAUUAAGAAAGACUGGGAUCCGAAGGAUGUGUUUUGGGCUGCGAAUGCAGUCGGAAGUGAGGGAUGGGUCGUGGAGAGUGUGGAUGGUCUGCCAAAUGAGAAUGGGAAGCUGUGUAAGGUUAAUGGGACUACCGCCGCUGUAGCGGAAGAGGCUAAGUUCUGAGGGCGUCUUGAAGAGUGUGUGGGAUUGAUUGUUCGACGAUAUAAACAGCUG
Molecule: messenger RNA, 2057 nt
Organism: Paraphaeosphaeria sporulosa
Lineage: Eukaryota; Fungi; Ascomycota; Dothideomycetes; Pleosporales; Didymosphaeriaceae
Product: FAD-binding domain-containing protein
Exons: 2
Coding region: 93-2006 (637 amino acids)
Molecular function (GO): FAD binding; oxidoreductase activity
Source: RefSeq, a predicted model, not a curated record